This is a messenger RNA of Dothidotthia symphoricarpi CBS 119687, 1356 nucleotides long. RefSeq names its product Paf1-domain-containing protein. Gene Ontology annotation, cellular component: Cdc73/Paf1 complex. Bases 1 to 1356 code for a protein of 451 amino acids. The transcript is spliced from 2 exons. Gene Ontology annotation, biological process: transcription elongation by RNA polymerase II. The record is from RefSeq and is a predicted model, not a curated record. Lineage: Eukaryota; Fungi; Ascomycota; Dothideomycetes; Pleosporales; Dothidotthiaceae. Gene Ontology annotation, molecular function: chromatin binding; RNA polymerase II complex binding.
AUGAGUUCCACCGCGCGACAAGGUGUCCCCCAGGACUACAUAGCGAAAGUCCGAUACUCGAACGCGCUCCCUCCUCCGCCAUGUCCACCAAAAUUGCUCGACAUACCCAACACAGGACUCUCCAGCGGACAGUACACUUCGGCAGGCUUUGCAUCGAGGCUUGCGCGGGAGCAGCCACUGAACAUUGAGGCGGACGCUGAAUUGGGAAUGCCCAUCGACCUGGUCGGUAUUCCGAAGGUCUUUGAUGGCGACGAGUCAGCUAUCCAGGCGAUGCCACAUCCGCCGCCACUAUGCGCUGCCGACAGAGCGCUGAUGCGACCGCCGAAUGCGCUCGGCAAGUCGACCAACAACGCUACGGGCAUCUCUUUCUUGCGACGGACGGAAUACAUUACCUCGAGCACCACGGGCAAAUCAAACUUCGAGUCGAGUAACAUGUCCAACACGAUGCGCCUGCGGAAGAAGCGGAGAGCCGCAGACACCUCCGUAGACGACCCCAUCAACAUCGCCAGACACAUCUUGAAGGGCUUCAACAUCGCAUAUCCAGCAGAUGCAUACAAUGGCCAAGACAGCACGGAGAGGUUGAGGGCAGCAGACAUCUCGCCCGAAGAGAGGCUGGCAUGGAAACAACCAAAGAACUCGAAGAACCCCAACCUCAAGCUCCUUGACUCGUACCCGCUCCUCCCAGACUGGGACGCUACGCCUGAUACCGGCGCAUACAUGAUGUUCAAAUUCAUGGCACCGCCAAUCAACGAUCCGCUCGACACCUCCUACGACUCGCGUCUCGAUGUCGCCCUGCUCCGUCCUGCCGGUCAAUCCAUCCAGGACCAAGACAUAUUCAUCCAGGAGCGCGAAGCACACAAACAGGACCCCUCAGUUCCUAUGCCCAUCCCGCGAUACCACUUCGAGUUCUUUCUUCCACCUAAUAAGGAAAAAGUGCACAGCAUAAAACGCAACUUCACAACCAACGACCCGACAAACGAGUCCGAGAUUUUGUUCGACGGCGAAGAUGAGGACGAGGAGGGCCGACCGCGAAAGUACUUCAAGUUCGAUAACAUUCGCACCUACGAGACGAAGGAGCAGGUUGGCGACUCGCACGACAUGUACGGCGACGUGCUCGCUCUUGCCCUGCACGAUCCUGAACACCACGAGGAUGCAAGUCUGCGGAACUCGAAGCUGCAGAAGGCGGCGUACUUUUAUCCUAUCAUCCAGAAGACGAGCAUCAGGCCCAGACGACCUGGCAGGGUGGACAUGGUGGAGGAAAUCCAAAAAGUGGAUGUCAUCGAGGCGGCAGGGAGGGAGCCGACGAACGAGCAGAGGGAUUCCUUCAGGAAACUGGCGGAACACGUCGAGGUGUAG